This is a messenger RNA of Venustampulla echinocandica, 2685 nucleotides long. RefSeq lists its product as uncharacterized. Gene Ontology annotation, molecular function: antiporter activity. The record is from RefSeq and is a predicted model, not a curated record. NCBI's taxonomy places the organism in Eukaryota, Fungi, Ascomycota, Leotiomycetes, Helotiales, Pleuroascaceae. Gene Ontology annotation, biological process: proton transmembrane transport. Gene Ontology annotation, cellular component: membrane. The transcript is spliced from 4 exons. The coding region runs from base 1 to 2685 and encodes 894 amino acids.
AUGACCUCAAUCAUAGCAUCAACGGUCUCGGCGGUGACUUCUGCUUCGCCCACAGCGACGCAUCGUGCCUCGCCGCAAGGAGGAAUCGUCGAGGGAGCGAAUCCAAGUAAAUAUGAUCCCAAGAAUCCCCUCAUCCUGUUUAUCAUUCAGGCCGGAAUCAUCAUUGUAUUCUGCCGAGUCCUCCACUACCCCCUCUCCAAGUUCCGCCAACCUCGUGUCAUUGCGGAAGUCAUUGGAGGAAUUGUACUAGGCCCCUCGGUGAUGAUGCGUAUCCCCGGGUUUAAAGAGGCCAUCUUUCCUGAUGAAUCGAUGUCCAAUUUGAAUCUGGUCGCCAAUAUCGGUUUGGUCCUCUACAUGUUCCUGGUUGGCCUGGAGGUGAAUAUGGCUAUGUUCGUCUCGAAUUGGCGUGUAGCUCUAAGUGUAAGUGUUGCCGGGAUGAUUCUGCCCUUUGGGCUGGGUUGUGGCAUUGCUUAUGGCAUCUUUCACGAAUUCCGAAGCGAUCCUGGGACGGUUCCCAUCACAUUUGGGACGUACAUGUUGUUUAUUGGCACCGCUCUUUCAAUCACGGCUUUCCCGGUCCUCUGUCGAAUUCUCACCGAGCUGAAGCUACUCGGAACCCCGGUUGGUGUCACAGUUCUGGCAGCAGGUGUGGGCAAUGAUGUGAUCGGAUGGGUUCUCCUAGCGCUCUGCGUGGCACUGGUCAAUAAUGGAUCUGGUAUUGCUGCCCUUUAUGUGUUGCUUUGCUGCGUUGCAUGGGUUCUAUUCCUGGUUUUCGCUGUCCGCCCAGCGCUCCGCUGGGUCUUGAAACGAUCUGGGAGUCUUGAGAAUGGGCCUACCCAGGCUAUGGUAGCCUUGACCAUAUCAUUGGCUCUCGCGUCUGCCUGGUUCACCGGCGUCAUUGGAGUGCAUGCUAUUUUUGGAGCUUUCCUUGUUGGACUCAUCUGUCCUCACGAGGGUGGUUUCACCAUCAAGCUUACAGAGAAAAUUGAAGAUCUUGUCUCUGUUUUCUUCCUUCCUCUCUACUUUGCCCUCUCUGGGCUGAGCACCAACAUUGGCCUGUUGGAUGCUGGAAAAACGUGGGCGUAUGUCUUCGGAGUUAUUGCGGUUGCCUUCACCGGGAAGAUCGUGGGUGGCACUUUGGCUGCCCGGGCUUGCAAACUCGUCUGGCGUGAGAGUCUGACUAUUGGUGUACUGAUGAGUUGCAAGGGUCUUGUUGAACUUAUCGUCUUGAACAUCGGCCUCCAAGCCAAAAUUCUCUCGACAAGAACCUUUACGAUAUUUGUUGUCAUGGCCCUGGUCACGACUGUCUCAACCACUCCACUGACUCUAUCACUGUAUCCACUUUGGUACCAGAAGAAGCUUGAAGCUUGGAAGAGAGGAGAGAUCGACUGGGACGGAAACCGUUUGAUGGCUGAAGGUGACACUACCUCGGAGGGCUCUCUCGAUAAACACCGGAACACGCAAGUUCGCCGGCUUCUCGUGCACCUUCGACUUGACAGUUUGCCUAGUCUCUUCACAUUCAUAUCCCUGCUUGGUGGCGACAAGUCGGUGGUGGCCACGAAGACUCACAGAUCGAAGGCCCAGCUUUCAUCCGUACCUGAAGAUGGAGAUUCGGAGGUUCCCAGCUUAGCCCCGAAACGGCCGCUUGAGGUUCAUGGUGUUCGCAUUCUUGAGCUGACUGAGCGUACUUCAUCUGUGAUGAAAGUCUCAGAAGCGGAUGAAUAUGCCUAUCGCGAUCCUGUCGUAAACGCUUUCAGGACUUUUGCCCAACUGAAUAAUGUUGCGGUCACUGGAAACGUAUCCAUUGUCCCUACAUCAUCAUUUGCAGAGACUUUGUCGACACAAGCAUCCGAUCACCCGUCAGACCUCGUCUUGCUCCCAUGGAGCGAGACUGGAGCGACUUCGGAGGUUGAUGGCCAGAAAGAGUCACUCUCCAGUAACGGGCAGGACGUCUUCAUCCAGGAAACACUUAAGACUACCACAUGCAAUACUGCGGUCUUCUUCAACCGUGGCUUUGGCGGCCCUACAGUCCAUGAGGCUCGACCUCUCAAUCGUGCCGUUAGUGGGCUCAGCUUAAGGAGUAACCGUGGUUCUCCUAUUACCCCUGUUGUCGACCGAAGCCAUCACAUUUAUUUUCCCUUUUUCGGCGGCGCUGAUGAUCGUGUUGCGCUCCGGUUCGUACUGCAACUUGCGCAGAACAGCAAUGUCACAGUCACCAUUGUUCACUUCACCAUGCCAGUUCUACCGAAGACGCCCGAAGUUACACAGGAGCCCUUGAGUUCCUCAUCCCGCCGUAGCUCAUCACAGGGAGGCCCCACUGUGGUGGAUCCAGAAGAUCUAUCCGCAAAUUCCGCGCAGGAUAUCGCCCUCUUGCACACAUUACGUGACUCCUUACCUACGGAUCAGAUCAACCGUGUAGUCUUCGUCGAAGUCCCAACCACCACACCAAUCGCAGACUGUCUCCAUUUCGCGCAACAAGAAGUCGGGCAAUCACCAAAGAACGCAGGGGAUCUGAUUGUGGUAGGCAGAGGAAGACAUCAACGUAUGGCCGAUUUCGAGCAGCAUGGGAAUGCUGGUUCCGAGCUGCGCGAGACGUUAGGCGUUGUUGCGGAGGCGAUUAUCUCGUCUCGUGUCAAGGGGAGUGUUUUGGUCAUGCAUGCCGCUGGACGCGGUCUCGAGUUUUAG